Colletotrichum truncatum is the source of this 1719-nucleotide messenger RNA. RefSeq names its product tol-like protein. The record is from RefSeq and is a predicted model, not a curated record. NCBI's taxonomy places the organism in Eukaryota, Fungi, Ascomycota, Sordariomycetes, Glomerellales, Glomerellaceae.
AUGUCACCCGGCUUCGCAUUAGAAGAUACAGUAGUGAAUUUACGCGAGAGGUCACAUUUCUGUGGCUUGUGCAACUUGAUUUUAAGAGCUUGCGACAAAGUAAACCACUCAGCUAAUUUUUGUUUGCGGCGGAUCGGAUCUACUUUACAAAUCGACGGGAUCACAAAACCUCUUCUUACUAUUAUCUGCGAUGAAGGCUGUUAUUCAAACCUCAUUUACCAUAUUCAAAUCGGGUUUCCGAAUGUCCCCCAAGCCAGUCAUCCGAUGCAUUUUGCGAUCGCGAGAGAAUGGUUGGAGGAGUGCGACUCAAGUCCAUCUCAUAUAAAUUGCCGACCUGCCGACAACCCUAGACUUCCUGCGAGGCUCCUAGAUGUCCAGGGUGACGUGCCAUACUUGCGGGACUCUGAAGAUAUUGACGAUGUCUAUCUUGCACUAUCACAUCCAUGGGGCGAUCCCAGAACAAACAAUCAUUUUUGCACCUACACUCACAAUAUAGAAAGCCAUAAGAAAGGAAUCAAUUUCAACAAGCUCCCUGCUACCUUUCGAGAUGCUAUUACGGUAACACGGCAGCUAGGAUUCCGUUACCUCUGGAUCGAUUCUCUUUGUAUAAUUCAAGGCCCAAACGGCGAUUUUGCAGAGCAGUCCAAGAGUAUGGGAGACGUUUUUAGCUCAGCCCAUUGUGUCAUUGCUGCGAGCCGGGCUACUGGCCAAGAAGAUGGCUUCCUAGGGGAGAGGGCCGAGAGAAGCUAUAUAAGCAUCAACCGCAAAGGGGAGCAUGGAUCUGACACGUACCAUGUUUGUGAACAAAUCGACGAUUUUCAAGGACAUGUGAUUGAUGGGUCACUGAACAAGCGGGGGUGGGUGCUACAGGAGCGAGCAUUGGCACGCCGAACACUUUACUUUACAGAGAGUCAGACAUACUGGGAGUGCGGGGGUGGGAUUCGGUGUGAGACAUUUACAAAACUGGAAAACAACAUCGCCGCAUUUCUUGGAGAUCCCAGAUUUCCCGAGGUCGCCAUGCGCUCUUCCAGAGGAGAAAGAAUCUAUCUUUACCAGAUUUUCUACAAACAGUAUUCUCGGCUGCAAUUCACCCGAAUUGAAGACAGACCGUUUGGAAUUGCUGGUCUGGAGAAACGACUCAUACAAGGUUUCGGCACCAACGGAGGAUAUGGCGUGUUUGAUGACAACAGUGGUCUCUUACAUCGAAGCCUGUUAUGGUACAGAGGUCAAGAGGAACCGCUCGAGAGAAUCAGGUUUUCGCCUGAACGGAACGAAUCGAUUCCAAGUUGGUCUUGGAUGGCCUACAAAGGAGGUAUAGACUACUUAGACCUUACUGGGAACGGCUUCGACUGGGAGCAGAAAGAAAUACAGUCUCCUUGGGUUGGAAAAUCUAAUGAGGUCUUCUACACUACGGACAAGGGUAGCAGAGUCAAACUUGUUGUAACCUUGAGGCGUUUUGACGUUGACAAGGCGGCCGUUUUUAUCGACGUGCCGUCAGAGAGGUACACUCGAGCAUCGGACUUGAGAUGUGUUAUUCUUGCAAGAUCUAAGAACGUAAUUCCAAGAAAGGAGAGAAUAUGUUAUGUUUUAAUAGUUGCGCCUCGGCAGUCAGAGAUGGAAGGUUUUGACAGGCGGAAGGUAUUUCUAAGAGUUGGUGUUGGAUAUACAUUGGAACGGUAUAUUCACGAGCCGUACUUGGAGAGUGUUAAUUUAUACUGA